This is a messenger RNA of Ahaetulla prasina, 4771 nucleotides long. It is a transcript of the gene ACADSB, whose product is annotated as acyl-CoA dehydrogenase short/branched chain. Gene Ontology annotation, molecular function: acyl-CoA dehydrogenase activity; flavin adenine dinucleotide binding. The transcript has 11 exons. NCBI's taxonomy places the organism in Eukaryota, Metazoa, Chordata, Lepidosauria, Squamata, Colubridae. The record is from RefSeq and is a predicted model, not a curated record. Bases 111 to 1397 code for a protein of 428 amino acids. Gene Ontology annotation, cellular component: mitochondrion.
GGUCCACAUGCAAAUCUGUGUUUAUCUAACCUUGCGCGGCUGAGAGGUGGGGCAGAACCUAGAAGGCGAAUUGGGGAAAGCCAGGAGUGAGAUUGCUUUAGACGUCAACGAUGGCACCCGCGGGAGCUUUGGCUUUGCUGAGAUGCUGCAGGAAACCAAGAUGGAAUAUGCCUCUCUGCAUAAAUCAUUGUCUCUCUAAAUCUUUCAAAUCAGAAGCUUUACCACAUAUAGUCAAAGAAGGAUUAACUUGUGCUCCACUUCAGACAUUUACAGAAGAAGAGUUAAUGAUUAAACAAUCAGUAAAAAAAUUUGCUCAAGAACAAGUUGUUCCAUUAGUACAAAAAAUGGAUGCUGAUGCAAAAUUGGAUGAUUCUUUACUCCAAGGACUAUUUCAACAAGGGUUAAUGGGUAUUGAGCUUGAAGCAAAAUAUGGAGGAACAGAAUCUUCUUUCUUUUCUACCAUUCUGGUAGUUGAGGAGUUAGCCAAAGUUGACCCAUCUGUAUCACUUGCGUGCGAACUCCAAAAUACUUUCACUAAUAAAAUGUUUACAACAUAUGGCACAGAAGAACAAAAGAGAACCUAUUUGCCCAGGCUGGCAAAAGACAUGAUGGGCGCUAUCUGCAUUUCUGAACCAGGAGCUGGCAGUGAUGCCUUCUCCAUGAAGACUCGUGCUGAAAAGCAAGGGGAUUAUUACAUCAUCAAUGGAUCAAAGAUGUGGAUUAGCUUUGCAGAACAAGCAGGGGUGUUUUUGGUGAUGGCAAAUGCAAACCUUUCAGCAGGCUAUAAAGGAAUUACAUGUUUCAUAGUAGAUCGUAAUUCAGAUGGCCUACAUGUAGGAAAGAAAGAAGAUAAGCUGGGAAUCAGAGCAGCAUCUACAUGUCCUGUAACAUUUGAAAAUGUGAAGGUUCCUGAAAGCAACGUAAUGGGACAGGUUGGUCAGGGCUAUAAGUAUGCUAUUGGAAUGCUGAAUACAGGAAGAAUUGGCAUAGCUGCACAGAUGCUGGGAUUAGCACAGGGGUGUUUUGAUCAUACUAUCCCAUAUACAAUGGAAAGAACCCAGUUUGGAAAAAGCAUUUUUGAUUUUCAGGGACUGCAACAUCAGAUUGCUCAAGUGGCCAUUCAGAUUGAAGCUGCAAGGUUGCUGACCUACAAUGCAGCCCGAUUUGCAGAAACUGGGAAGCCAUUUAUAAAACAAGCAAGCAUGGCCAAAUAUUACACGGCAGAGGUUGCAGCUCUAACAACAAGUAAAUGUAUUGAAUGGAUGGGUGGAGUUGGUUUCACAAAAGAUUAUCCAGUUGAAAAAUAUUACAGGGACUGCAAGAUUGGUACCAUAUAUGAAGGAACUUCAAAUAUCCAGUUAAACACUAUUGCAAAGUGCAUUGCCCAAGAGUAUUGAAAUUCCAGGAAUUGAGUGACUGUUGCCUACCUGAUUUCUUCUCAGAAAGCUAAAUAUGGUUUCACUUCUUUGUGGGUUGCAGAUUAUUUGUUCAUUGCAAGUUUGAAAACAAGGCACCAAAUUACAGUAAUUUUUAAUUAUUGUGCAAUAUAAAUGGCUGGACUAUUACGAAUCAGUAUAUACCAUAUCAUAAUCAAUAUACCAUAACAACACUUACUUGUUUUCCCAAUCACUGAAAUAAGAGUUUAUGCACUUCCACACUCCCUUUUAAAUGAAGAAACAAACUUGCCUGCUUUUGUAUUAGCCCAGUGGUUCUCAACCUUAAGACCCCCAAGACUUAACUCAAGAUUUAAAUCAUCACAUUUCUUUAAGCCUUCUGGACCACCUAUGAUGACAUUGUGGCCUCUCAGGGGUUCGCGGACCACAGGUUGAGAUCCAGUAUAUCAGCUUAUCAAAUAUCUAGGAGGGUUUUAUAAUUCUGUUUAUCGAAGUGAUAAGCUUGAGCAUAUUCAAUAAUGUUCAAAUACUCUGCAGCACUUUCAUGUUAGCACUGAGAGUAACAAUCAGUCCUUGAAAAGAUUAUCUUAUUAUUUAGACUAAGUAAAUACUCAGUGAUUGGGUAACUGGAGAGAUAAAGCAGAUUUUUUAUCCCUUGCUGUUCAAAUGAGAUACUGUAUGUAUGCGUGCAUGCAUAUAUAUUUGUUAGUAGUGUGGUAGAUUUCCUAACAGGGCAAUCCUAUUAUAGUUUGAGGUCCACAGUGUUGAACAACAAGAUAACUGUCAUUCAGAAGCACCAGUUUUAUUGCAUUCUUCCAGGUUUCUUUAUCCUGCCCAUUAGAACUAAUAUUGUAGGAUUUGGGUGGUUUUUUUUUAGGAGCUUCUGAAUUCUAAAUUUUCUCCAUCAGGGGUUUACUUGAGGACAGAGAAAGUUUUGGCUCAUAUAUAUACAGAGCCUGCCAAGUUCCCAAUUUUAUCCUUUUUCUCCUUUCCCAAUGCCAGAGAUCUUUCUAAGACGGCAGGGAGUAGAGAUCCAGCAAAAGAUCUACUCCAAAUUCAGAACUUUCUCUUAAAUCCCAAAGAGGGAUUCCCAGUCUUUAUUACAGUCCUGCAAUUGCAGCCCUUUUAUCCUUAUACAACACUCUAUGUUCGAGCCUCAGCAUUAAAUAUAAUUGCCAGUAUUCUCAAUUAACAGAACAUUAGUUUCUGCAACGUUCUAUUACAUUUGACAUCUGAAAUAUUGCAAUGGGUUGUGGAAUAAUGUAUUAGAAGGCAUAACUGAUAUAUGUAAGGACAAGAGAUUUGUGUUUUACAUUGAACAAUGUGUGGAAAUGUUGGCUUCAUGAAGGUGUAGAUAAGAAAAAAUACAAGUUCCAUUUAAAUCAGUGGUGGUGUUUUAGCUAUCAUCACAAUCUUUGCCUUUAUUGGAUUAUAGAAUGUAUUCUACCUCAUUGGGAGGAAUUAUGUCAACAGAUGAAAGUGCCUACUUUAUUUAGUGCCACAUUUGAAAUAUAGAUGUGUCUUACAUAUGUAAAUCACCUGUGUAUGAUAUACGCCCUUACUAGUAAGUAAGACGGAUCACUUGAAAAGGGGAUUAUUCAUCGCAUUUGCACAGAGGAGUAAAGAAGACAAAAAGAACACGAGAAAACUAGCAACAUUGGGGAAUAUUCUGACAUUGUAAACUGCCCAAUUUAAAGUUGUAAAACACUAUGGGGCAGUAUAUAAGUCUUAAGUGCUAUUGCUACAUUCGUGCAUACUUACUGGCCUAAGCCUCUUAGGGAAGGGCAUGAAAAUGAGAUAUGAUUUGCACAGGGAGUAUAACAUAAUCUCUUGUAAAUGACACUUGUGAAAGUUGCUUAGCUUCUGCUGACAUUUUAUAUGCCUAGCUACUAGGAAGAAGUGGUAUGCUAUGAUCAGACAGCAUAAUAAUCAUGUAUUUUGAGAUGGUAGGGGAGAGAGACUGCUGAGGAUAAGAACGCAAAGGCUCCAGAAUAUUAGCCCAUUGGUUUUAUCUUUUAAAUGUUAAUAACCAGCUGAAGCACUUUGUCUCAUUUUUAAACUGUCUUUGGGGAUGAGUAACAGCCUACUCUUGACUGGCAAAGGUAUAUGUAUACAUGCACCCAUAGUGUGUUCUACUUUUUCUCUAAAUCUUUAAUGCUGCAUGAAAAGGCUUUGCUUGUCUCCCCUUUUACUUCUCAAGUAGCUCUGAGCCUAACUAACAGAAGUAUAAAUGCAAAUUAAACUGGUACACCAGAUAGCCAAUUUGGGGAGAAUUACAUCUUUUUAAGAAGUUCAUUUCUGUUGUUAUUUGUAAAAGACAAAUAAUAUUUUCCAAGUGGAAAAUACGGUCAGCGGAUGGAUCGUAUUUUCAAAAGCAAUUUUUCCUUUUCUGUUGUAGGAAUCUGUGUCCUCUCACUCAAUAUUUUGGAAGUUUUAACAACUCUAAACUAUGUGAGGAAGUAGUUGAAGGUGGUUGGCAAUUGAGAGAAAAUUAGCAAAAUAUCUUGCUGUACCCAUUUGUAUUGCUGACAGCAAUCUCUUCUAGACCUAGACAGCUAACUCUAAAUUCAGCAUACUAAAUUUUUAUCGGCUAUCUGGCGUACCAGUUGAAAUGGGUUUGUAUCAAGCAUUCCUUGCUUAGAUAAAUGUUAUCCUGUUUAGUUUGGGCUGCAGGCAAUGAACUGUAUUCAUUAAAAUAAAGAUGCUGAUUUUUUUCCCAACUUAAAAAUAACAUUUUGUAAACAGAACAUCUAAUACAGGCAUAUGUUUGUAUUGCUUGUAUGUUUGUAUUGGUGAUGGAAACUUGAUUCUUGGAAAUGUAUUUUGUAAUUUUCAUACAAUGAUUAUAAGCUUCAUCUUCAAAAUGAUUCUGUGAAUCUGAAAAGCUAAUUAAAUGCAAAGAUUAAGCAAAAGAGUAAUGAAAUUAUAUAGGGUAUGUGGUCUCUCUCACCUACACAAGGAUCACAAAGAGCGCAAUGUGUUUGACUUCCAUGCUUCUUUAUCUUCUUCCCAUAGCAUAAUCCUCAUUUGCCUCUUGCCAGUUAUAGAUUAAAAAAAUCAAAUACAUGUCAAAUGUCAUAUAUAGCUUACUGUAUCCUGAAAUAGCAGAAACAUAACUAGCCAUAGAGAAGGUGACAUUGGACAUAACAUCCCAGUGCUGCAUAGGAAACUUGCUUAUUUUAAGACCAACAUAUGGUGCUUACCGAUAGAGCCAUAAUGGCACAGUGGUUAGAAUGCAUUAGUGCAAGCUCCAGGAGUUCAAUUCUAAAUGGCUCAAGUUUAACUCAGCCUUCCAUCCUUCCAAGGUCGGUAAAAUGAGGACCCAGAUUGUUGGGAACAGUAUGCUGACUCUGUAAACCAGGGGUCUCCAACCUUGU